This is a messenger RNA of Trematosphaeria pertusa, 2640 nucleotides long. Its product is annotated as CRAL/TRIO domain-containing protein. Lineage: Eukaryota; Fungi; Ascomycota; Dothideomycetes; Pleosporales; Trematosphaeriaceae. The coding region runs from base 454 to 2238 and encodes 594 amino acids. The record is from RefSeq and is a predicted model, not a curated record. The transcript is spliced from 3 exons.
CCCUCAACAGCACCAAAAAGAAGGCUCACCUCGAUGAUUCAUUCGGCCGUACUGUAUAAUCUGCCUAACGAAUCAGCUACAUCUUGGCAAGCCCUCGGAACGGUGCGGAAAUGCUCCCAGCUUCUUCGCGGAGGCAAAAGGGCGCUUUGGGUGAGCAUGGCGCUUCUCAUGUCUCAUUUGAAUAACGGGACUUGCUCGCUUUCAGUAUCGCGAGCUAUUCCGCUCACUGAGCUGAAGUCAUUCGUCCGAUCGGCGUAAGCAGAGUCCGCACUUUUCGAGACACCGACGCCGCAGCCUCGGGCUGGUGCGCUAAGACUAAUUGCAUCACUGCGAUCCGCCGCAGGCCUAAUAGACCAACAGCAUGACGCCCUAGAGACUCUAUAGCCAGUCUCAUCGCCCCUGGAGUCUCUACUCUCCUCCUAAUACAUCGCAUAAUUUCUAUUACAGGCGACCAUGGCCGACCUCAAGCGCGUCGAGUCCUUUCAGUACCCGUCCGGCCACUACUCGCAUCUCAGCGAGAAUCAACAAGUGCAGCUCGACGAAUUCAAGAAAAUAUGCGAGCAGGCAGGCUACUAUACACCGCCAAACCUAUUCAGCGGGGCUCCAGCAAGCCAUGACGACGAGACGCUGCUACGGUUCCUGCGCGCGCGACGUUUCGUUCCCCAAGAGGCCUUCAAGCAGUUCAAGGACACCGAAGACUGGCGAAAAGAUCAAGGGCUGGACGAACUAUUCAACACAAUCGAGGUGGAAGAGUUCGAGCAGACGCGCCGUUUGUAUCCCCAAUGGCUCGGUCGACGCGACAAGCGCGGAAUUCCUCUCUUCCUAUUCGAAGUCGCGCCUCUCAACUCGAAGAACAUAUCAGCCUACGAGAAGGAGCUUGCUAAAGCUCGAACAACGUCUCCCAAAGCCGCUACCAAGAACCUCCGCCUGUUCGCGCUGUACGAGUCGCUGACGAGAUUUGUACUUCCCCUAUGCUCCGCCAUAGACCGAAAGCAUCCGGAGACGCCUGUAUCGCAGAGUAACAAUAUUGUGGACAUCAGCGGUGUGGGGCUGAAGCAGUUCUGGAACCUGAAGAACCAUAUGCAAGAUGCAUCGCAGCUGGCAACCGCACAUUAUCCAGAGACUCUGGACAGGAUAUUCAUCAUCGGCGCGCCUGCCUUCUUUCCUACCGUUUGGGGCUGGAUUAAGCGCUGGUUUGACCCGAUUACAGUCUCCAAGAUCUUCAUCCUUUCUCCCUCCAACGUCUACCCGACACUCUCCCAGUACAUCGAUCCCGAAAACAUCCCCAAGAAAUAUGGCGGAGAACUUGACUUUGAGUUCGGCAACAUGCCCAAUCUGGAACCAGAGAUAGAAGCAGCAAUCCAGUGGGAGAACCCCUCAACUCAGAAGGGCAAGAACACGCUGCCGAUCGGACCCAUAAGGUGGGAAGAUGGCGAGAACGGCGUCAUUAAGGCCGUAGCGGUGGGUAGCGAGAAGGGCGAGCCGAGGAGAAAGACCAUUUUCACCAUCCCGAACCCCGUGCUUCCGAAAGUCAUCGGUCCAGCUGUUGUCAAUACACCGGUCGACGAGGCCGAGCUCGCAAUGCUGGGAGUCGGUACUGAUACUCAGCCACCGGACACUGACGAGAACAAUCUCGACAUCAUGACCCCGCCAUCUGAUACACCAACCCCGUCGGCUACCCCUGCGCCAGAAUCGCAGGCUACAUCUUCAACAACCCCGGCAACCUCUACCACAGCGUCGAGGGCGGAGUCCAGGGCGGACAAGCGCGACGAGACCGCACUACCUCUCCGCGAGGGCACUUCCGAUACCCGCUACGAACAGCAGCACAUGACGCACGCUUCCGGUCAACUGUCCGACGGCACACCGCACGCGGCCGUCAACGACCAUGGCCACGGCGACAAGACCGUGACCAUGGAGCCUAGCACGGUAGGCCAAGCACCCAAGGACGUUUCCGUGAAGCCCGAGGAGCCGCCUGCUCCGGGCUACAUCGACCAAGCAAAGCAAGUAGCCGCGCAGGCUACCGCCGCCGUAUCCUCGACAGUCGGCACAGCCGCCAGCACCGUAACAAGUCUCGUCAGCGGAAGCGGGGAGAAGUCUGAAGAAAAGGCCGAGGAGAAAACUCCAAAGCGCGUCAAAAGCCCCGAAGAGAAGGAGCUCGAUAGGAAGAUUGAUGAGCAGGAUGAGCCAUCUGUAGAGGGCUUCUUGCGACAGCAGAACACGAGCAAAGUGGAGGCAUAAUUAUACUUGCGCGAAAUUUUGCGUUGUUUUUUUAAUCUUUGGCUUAGUUCGGUUCACCCUGCGAGACCAUCUUGGUACGGCAUUUAUUUCCUUUGCGAUAUCUAGUGUUUUUGUUUCUGCAUCCCCCUGGCAUUUUUGGAACGCAUGGUUCGUGCGUAGAAUAGGAUAGGAUGGGCUCGGCUUGGGCAUUUUUCUUCCAUACAUAAACACCUACUUCUUCGUCUUUACUGGAAUGCAUCUCACUGAGCGAUAAUUACCUGUCCGCGAGCUUGAUCAAAGAGAAGUUGCCAAAAGCGAUCGCAGACCGCUCAGAUGAUAUGCAUAGUACGCUAAACGCAACAGAAGGACUCUUAGUUUCAAGUCCUUGCACACAAUUCUUAGGUAUUAAAAGAGCUCUUGGAG